UUCUCUCAUGUGAUUUUGUUUACAUUUUUGUUAUCAACAACUUUCUAAUUAAUUAGUUAAUAAGGGUCUUCAUUUUUUUCUUAGUUAAAUGUUGACAACUAAAAUAAGUGCCUCAAUUAAAUGAUGGAUUCUUCCUCUAACAGCCUGGAAGGCUGGGUCGCCGUUAAAAGAAACAUUUUCAUGCGUGAAGGUGACAUUGACUUUGGUGACUCGAGUAAGAUCAAAUUUCUUGUUGCUUAUAAUCAAAUUGAGCAAAAAUUAGCGAUAACUUGUACUCAAGGAAGUCGAAAAGCGAGUGAUGUUAAACCUAAAUCAGUGGCCUCUUUUAUCAGUGUUCAAGCCUUGAAAGGGAUUCACAAUCAGUUGAGAAUCGUUUAUCCUGCUCUUGAUGGUCAUUUCCCAGCCAAUCUCGAGUCAACGGAAGGUUUUUUACCUUAUCUAAUGUCAGCAUUUAGUUAUUACAUUUUAAGGAUACCGGAAGAAGUUGACUUGGAAACAUGUAAUGCGAUUGAACAAUAUCUUGAGGUCGCAAUGUCCAUGGCUGGCAAAGGUCUUCUUUUGGCUCUUUUAUUUGAUGAUGAUGAAGAUCCAUUAAGUGACUUCGAAGAGGAUAUUCAAGAGAUGAGAUUGACAGGGUUUGAGAACGUAGUUAAAGGAUGUUACACCGAUCUGGAAGAUGUUCUAAGGCUUAGAACUCGAGCUAAAAACAUGAAAGAAUUGGCUAAAAUAUGGAAGCUUGAAGAUAAGGUCAUAGCAAGUUUGUCUGUUGCAAUUUCUGAAAAAUAUAAUUUUCAACUUCAACCGUUUCUUCAACUUCGGGAAAUGGCUCAUAAUCAUAUUAAACAAGCCAAAGAACGUCUUAGUGAUCCAGAUUUUGGUAAUCGAGUCAAAAUUCUUGCCAGAAAAGAGAUCGAGGAAUUUAAUGAUCAGUUUUUAAGUGCCAAUGGAGCCUUACAGCAUCUUUACCAAGAAUAUUAUCGAAAAGUUGUUGAUAUCAUCUCAGGUCAAAUGAUUCGUAUCAAGGAGGAUGAACAACGAUUCGGCAAAAAUGGUUUCGACCUCGAAGAUGGACCAUUGAGACUUCUCAAAUUACAAAUAAACCAUAGCCAAGAGAUCAUCAAACUUAGAAAUACAGUUAGGGUAACAAAAGAGUAUAAUCGGGAUCAAUUGAGAAAAUAUCUAAAAUCUUUGGAUCAAGAUUCUGAUAAGUCAUCGUCCGAACACGAACUGAAAAGAACUGAGCUCGAUAUCAUCAACACUCGACUUGAGAUUCUUGCUGAAGAAGAGAAGUUGAUCAAGAAAAAACUUGAUUUACUCGCGAUGCAAAAUUCAGACGAAAUUUCCGAUAGCGAUUUAUUUCAUGACGCGGUUGAAGAAACUCAAGACCAACUCGAGGAAGAUUGUCCAACUAAUAUUGGAUCCGACAAAAUAAAAGCGAUCGAUAUAUUGAAAGUUGAACGUCAAUCUAUUGCUCGUCGACGAGCUCAUCUUCGUAAUAAAAAGGCACUUCUACUGACAGAAUCUAAAGAAGGACAAUCUAUCCAAGAAAAUGAAGCAGAUGACACACAAUCUCAAGUAGGAAGUCAAAGUGAUUCUACUACUAUUCGAGCUUCCACUCGAAGAUUAAGUCUAUUAAGUAUUUGUAGUGAUGAAGAAAAGCAACGAGAAGAAGCUCACAAAAAGAUUCGUAAGAAAACUUUACAAAGAUUGAAAGCCUUUCGUAUGCGAAGUCAAAAGUUCUGUGAUGAAGGUGAAUUCUUUCAAGAAAAAUCAUUGGAACAUGAUGAAAGAUUACCACCUUAUCCAUGGAUUCAUAGUGUUGCAGCUUCUGGUGAUGGAUCAUUACCACCGCCUCCAGAUGAUGUUCACCAACCUGAUUCAUUCCAAGAAAUGAAAUCAAUGUAUAAUAUUGAAAAUUUUCCACCUCAAUCAAGUCUUUCAGAUGAAACUACCAAGUCCAAAACUAUUGUAGAUAAAACUCCGGCUGCUUCAUCUUUCUAUGUUCAGCUGAACUCACCUCCGAAUAUUCCUCCACCUCCUCCUAAUUGCCCUCCACCACCACCUCCUCCACCUCCUCCUCCUGCUCCAUUCGUCUCCCUGACAAAGCAUCAGCGUGAUAAAGCAUUUGUAUCAUGCAUGGAAAAAAGUUUUCGAGGCAAAUCACAGAUUGAAGAGAAAAUUGAUUCAUCAUCUUCAACAAUUAAUCUCAACGAUAUACUGAAUGCACGUGGAAAAUUGAAAAAAUGCGAACCAAUAACAAAAGAGAUAAACGAAGCGAGUCAAGUUGCUCAAAAUCUGAUGAACGCUUUGAAUAAGAUCAGAGCUGCUCGACGUGAUUCAGAUGAAUCAGAAGACGAACAAGAUAAUUCAAACGAUUUCGAUUGAAAAACUCCAAUAAUCGUUUUUUAUAUUUGAUACAAUUGAAAUCGGAAAGAGUUAGCAGCAUGAACACUUCAGCAUUUUCACCAUGUUUUGUUUAAUGCUGAUUUUCAUAUGAAUUCCGAUAAUAAUUUAGGAAAGAAAUCAAUGACUAAAUAGUUUUAAUCAUCUGAAAUGCGCUGAAGUACAGAGCAAAUGACGCACUGAAAUGGUCAAAUUUGGCAUAUAAGCGCUUUCUAAGAGCUCAAUCAUCAAUUAUUGUCUAAUUUGAUAAAAAAAAGUAAAUUUAUAAUUAUUUUGUUUAAUUAGAAAUGUAAAAAAGAAAACAUUUGUAUUAUUUGUACACGAAAAUUGCCUAAUUUGAUUAUAUUGAUUGAUUAUUGACCUCGUCCAACACCAAUUCCUUUGAAUUUUGUUGGUUCGUUCAUUUUAACAAUCGCCCAUUAAAGAAAAAAUCACGAAUCACACCAAUUAA
Molecule: messenger RNA, 2854 nt
Organism: Panonychus citri (citrus red mite)
Lineage: Eukaryota; Metazoa; Arthropoda; Arachnida; Trombidiformes; Tetranychidae
Product: WASP homolog-associated protein with actin, membranes and microtubules-like
Exons: 3
Coding region: 121-2385 (754 amino acids)
Biological process (GO): Arp2/3 complex-mediated actin nucleation
Cellular component (GO): cytoplasm
Molecular function (GO): Arp2/3 complex binding
Source: RefSeq, a predicted model, not a curated record